Molecule: messenger RNA, 969 nt
Organism: Dovyalis caffra
Lineage: Eukaryota; Viridiplantae; Streptophyta; Magnoliopsida; Malpighiales; Salicaceae
Source: the annotation of a GenBank genome assembly
AUGGAGGCUAAGCUAUUAGGAACUGCUUGUCCGUUUUUACUAACUCCUAAAGAAUCAAAAUUUUCAAGGGCCAAUUACAGUUUGGGUCUCCAAACCGGGCAAAACGAUACAACGUUAAGAGUCAACUGUCCAAGCUUGACAAAGAGACGCAUUCUAUCAGUGCAAGCAUCUGCUGCAUCCAUAGGGCUGACAAAGAAGGAAAGGGUGGAUGUAAGCGAUAUAUUGACCCUAGAUAACAUAAGGAGUUCCUUGAUUCUACAAGAGGAUAGUAUAAUAUUUAGCCUAUUAGAGAGAUCUCAAUACUGUUAUAAUGCAGACACCUAUGAUCCUGGUGUUUUUGCGAUGGAUGGGUUCCAUGGUUCUCUGAUAGAGUUCAUACUCAAGGAAACUGAAAAGCUACAUGCUCAGGUUGGCAGAUACAAGAGCCCUGAUGAGCAUCCCUUUUUCCCGGAUGACUUACCUGAGCCAGUGCUGCCACCUUUGCAGUAUCCACAGGUACUACAUCCCGUUGCUGAUUCAAUUAAUAUAAAUAAGACAGUAUGGGACAUGUAUUUUAGAGGUCUUGUUCCAAGAUUGGUGAAAGAAGGAGAUGAUGGCAAUUCUGGAUCAACAGCUGUUUGUGACACAAUCUGUCUACAGGCUCUCUCAAAAAGAAUCCAUUAUGGAAAAUAUGUAGCAGAGGCUAAAUUUCGAGCUUCUCCAGAGGCAUAUGAGGCUGCCAUUAGAGCACAGGACAGCAAAAGAUUAAUGGAAAUGCUGACAUACCCAGCAGUUGAAGAGGCAGUGAAAAAGAGAGUUGAGAUGAAAGCCAGAAUUUUUGGGCAGGAAGUGACAAUGGAAAGAGAGGUAGAUGGAACUGACCCAGUGUACAAAAUACGACCAACCUUGGUUGCUGAUUUAUAUGGUGACUGGAUCAUGCCACUGACAAAGGAAGUUCAAGUUCAGUAUUUACUGAGAAGGUUGGAUUGA